UUCUCCUCUUCCUCGCUGCAGCCAUGCUCUCCGCUCUGCUGUCCUCCGCUCCCUCACCCCUCUUCCUCUUCCUCCUCAUCAUCCUGGUUCUGCUGGUUCUGUUCUCCCGUCGGUUCGGUCGGGAAGCUAAACGUCAGAACCCACCUGGCCCGGUCCGGGGGCCCGUCCCCUGCCUGCCUCGCCUCCCGGUCCUGGGCAGCCUCCCCUGGCUGGGCGGAGGCCUUCCUCCUCACCUGCUCUUCACCCAGCUGACCUACAGGUAUGGGCCUCUGUUUGCGCUCUACCUCGGCCCUCACUACACCCUGGUGGUGAACAGCCAUCAACACGCCAGAGAGGUGCUGCUGCAGAGGGGCAAGGACUUCGCUGGACGUCCUGACAUGGUCACCACCAACCUGCUGACCCGGGGAGGAAAAGACAUCGCCUUCUCAGACUACUCUCCUCUGUGGAGGUUUCACCGCCGCCUCGUCCACAACUCCUUCACCCUGUUCGGAGAGGGAACCGGCCGGCUGCAGGACAUCGUUUUGUCUGCAGUGGACGGUCUCUGCGUGGAGCUGCUGUCUCACGGGUCGCGGGGCUUCGACCCGUCUGCCGCCAUCACCAGGGCCGUCACCAACGUGGUCUGCACCCUGGUGUUCAGCAGCUCCUACGGCCCCGGAGACCCAGAGCUGCAAGAGGUGAUCGGCUACAACAACGGCAUCGUGGAGACGAUCGCCAGGGGCGGGCUGGUGGACAUCUACCCCUGGAUGAAGGUGUUUCCUAACAGGUCUCUCAGUAAACUGAAGGAGUGCAUCACCGUCAGGGACCGACUGCUGACCCGGAAACUGGAGGAGCACAAGGCGGCACUGGGUGACGGUGACCCCCGUGACCUCCUGGAGGCCUUGCUGAAGGGUCAGACGGGCAGUGGGCGGGGUCAGAGGUCACAUGGGUCAACAGAAGAGGGGAUAACAGACGACCACGUCCUGAUGACAGCGGCGGAGGCGUUUGGAGCCGGUGUGGAGACGACGUCCACGACUCUGCUGUGGAUCCUGGCCUACCUGCUGCACCACCCCGAGGUCCAGGAGCGCGUGCAGAGGGAGCUGGAUGACAACGUGGGCGGUGAUCGUGCGGUGAGUGUGUCGGACCGCAGCCGGCUGCCCUACCUGGACUGCGUCAUCAACGAGGGCAUGAGGAUCCGACCGGUCAGCCCGGUUCUGAUCCCGCACACCGCCAUGACCGACAGCAGCAUCGGCGGUCACGCCGUGCGCCGCGGGACUCGGGUUUUGGUCAACAUGUGGUCGAUUCACCACGACCCCCGGUUCUGGGACAAACCGGACCUGUUCAACCCAGGUCGUUUCCUUGACGACAAAGGUCAGCGCGCCACACCCACCUGCUUCCUGCCAUUUGGGGCGGGACCUCGGGUCUGUGUCGGCGAAUCGCUGGCCAGGCUGGAGCUUUUCCUCUUCCUGUCCUCUCUGCUCCAGCGAAUGAGCUUCAGGCUGCCAGACGGGGUUUCCCCGCCCAACUUGCAGGGGCGUCUGGGCGUGGUCUUACAGCUGCUGCCUUAUAAGGCGGUGGUUAGUCCACGCCCAGGCUGGGAGGGCGGGGCUAAAUGAAAAGGGGCGGAGCUUACAGCCAAUAAAACUACUUUCUAGUUACCCUUUACUGAAUAUAUGAAAAAGCAAAAUUACAACUUUUUCUCAUUGAUUUACUGACAUUGUUUAAUCAGAAUGAUCAGAUUUCUUUUUGAUAAAAAAUUACUUUG
Messenger RNA from Xiphophorus couchianus (Monterrey platyfish), 1741 nucleotides. RefSeq names its product cytochrome P450, family 17, subfamily A, polypeptide 2 (gene cyp17a2). The record is from RefSeq and is a predicted model, not a curated record. Gene Ontology annotation, molecular function: iron ion binding; steroid 17-alpha-monooxygenase activity; heme binding. NCBI's taxonomy places the organism in Eukaryota, Metazoa, Chordata, Actinopteri, Cyprinodontiformes, Poeciliidae. Bases 24 to 1592 code for a protein of 522 amino acids. The transcript is spliced from 9 exons. Gene Ontology annotation, biological process: hormone biosynthetic process; progesterone metabolic process.